Messenger RNA from Abrus precatorius (Indian licorice), 360 nucleotides. RefSeq names its product transcription factor bHLH114-like. Gene Ontology annotation, molecular function: DNA-binding transcription factor activity, RNA polymerase II-specific; protein dimerization activity; RNA polymerase II cis-regulatory region sequence-specific DNA binding. Gene Ontology annotation, biological process: regulation of transcription by RNA polymerase II. Gene Ontology annotation, cellular component: nucleus. NCBI's taxonomy places the organism in Eukaryota, Viridiplantae, Streptophyta, Magnoliopsida, Fabales, Fabaceae. The record is from RefSeq and is a predicted model, not a curated record. The coding region runs from base 34 to 360 and encodes 108 amino acids. The transcript is spliced from 4 exons.
UUUGUCCACUUUCGCUUUCAGUUGCAUGUGCCUAUGAGGAGAAAUCAGAAGCUAAGCGAUAAAGUUACUAUUCUUCAAAAGUUGGUUUCACCUUUUGGCAAGACUGACACUGCUUCAGUUCUUCAUGAGGCUUCUCUUUAUAUAAAGCUUCUUCAAGCACAAAUCCAGACAUUGUUUCAGAUGCUGAGUUUCUCUUACACUAGUACGACUAAAGUCCCUCAUAUGCAGGAUUGUGGGGACAAAUUGCUGGUUGACCUAAGGAGCAGAGGACUUUGUUUGGUCCCCAUAUCAAUCACACAGACAGUAACAAUGGAAGACCAGAUUCAUCAUGCUUCAGCCUCAAGAAUUAUUCUACCCUGA